Messenger RNA from Paramormyrops kingsleyae, 1491 nucleotides. Its product is annotated as stonustoxin subunit alpha-like. The record is from RefSeq and is a predicted model, not a curated record. Lineage: Eukaryota; Metazoa; Chordata; Actinopteri; Osteoglossiformes; Mormyridae.
ACAUCACUUGUCCCAGUAAAAAAGACCCAACUAAGCAUUAUGAGUUUCAAAGCGAUCCAGAUCGCAGCCCUUGGACGACCAUUACACCCCGGAAUGCUGUAUGACUGCCGUGAUGACAGCUUCAUUCCAGGUGUCACAUUGUGGGAUGCUGAAGAUAUUGAAAAGAACAUGACCGUACAUGAACAGAACCAAACAAAAUCUGAAAUCACUGCCUCUGACUCUCUUAGUAAGAAGUCCAGCCUGCUGGACGUAAGUGCCUCCCUGAAGGCGAGUUUCUUUGGGGGCCUGGUUGAGGUUGGAGGGUCAGCAAAGUAUCUCAAAGACACACUGACCACGGAAAGUCAGUGUAGAGUGACUAUGCAUUACAGCCAGAAGACUGUGUUUAAGCAACUCAAUAUGAAGAAUAUUGGCAAAAUAACUUACGCAGAUGUGAUUAAACAUGGAACAGCCACUCAUGUUGUCACAGGUGUGCUGUAUGGAGCUGAUGCCUUUUUGGUUUUUGACCAAACUACUUCCAGAAAUGAAGAUAAGCAGGACAUUCAGGGCUCACUGGAAGUCAUGGUCAAGAAAAUUCCAUUAAUUCCUUGUAGUGGAGGUGGAAAACUGGAAAUGACAGAUGAGGAACAGCAAAAGGUGGAGAAACUCCAGUGCACCUUCUACGGUGAUGUCAAAUUGGAAGAAAAUCCAACGACCUACAUGGAAGCAGUGAAAGUUUAUAAAGACCUGCCAAGGCUUCUAGGAGAGAGAGGAGAGAAGGCUGUCCCAAUGACAGUGUGGCUUUACCCUCUGAAGUACCUGGACAACAGGGCAGCCAAGUUAGUGCGGGAGAUCAGUGAGAACUUGAUUAUUGAGGUAGAAACCACCAUGGAAGACCUUCAGAGAGCUACCAUCACAGUCAAUGAGCUGCUGCAAAUCAGUGAGACCAUUCAGGCUACUGAUAUGCAGGCCAAACUGAAAACAUUUCAGGACAUGCUCAGGCAAUACAAGAUUACUAUACUAAAAAACAUCUCAACACUUCUUCCUAUUAUCCGUAAAGGAGCAACGGAUAAAAAGGUUCUGGAGAAAAUUCUAAAAUAUCAUCAUGAAUCAUCUUUCACACAAGCCAAGGUGAAUAAAUGGCUGGAUGAGAAGAGGACUGAACUUGUGGUGAUCAGAACUUACACCGAUGACUUUGAAAAUCAAAAAAACAUCCCAAUAGUGUCUUCCACACAGCACAAUGGAUGUAUUUUCAGCCCCCACUAUGAGUCAGUCAUCACAUUUGUCUUCACCUCCCUGAAGUAUGAAGAGCCAUACAUUUUGGAUCUCACAAAAUUUCUGCCUAAAACAUCCAUCAAAAAGAACACUGGUGAUUCCUUCAGGAAAGCUGUUAAAGAUGUCAAAUCAACCCCAUGGUACAAGACAGUCGGUGCUGGUGUAGUCAGCGAGCCCAGUGACACUGUGAAGAUUCAGACAAAAACAUUCUCAGACAUGAUAAAGCUCAAAAUGAAGUGA